AGUUGAGUGGACCAGCAAAGGGCCCACUAAGUCCAUUUCCAGAUAAGGCAAAGAUAAGACCGAGCCCUUCACACCCGUCAGAUGGAUACUCACCCUCAUCCGACGGCCACAAAGCCACACCCUGGAUUAUCCAAUCAACCUUGAUAAAAAUACUCCACCUUCUUCACCAAAUAUAAUCCAACUCCUUCACCAACACACACACACACACACACAGUCUCAGUCUCAGUCUCAACUCUCAAACCCAUUAGCCCGAAAUCCAUGGCUGCCACUGCUGCUACAUCCUCCUUCAUUGGAACAAGGCUCCCAGAAGUUUACUCAAACUCGGGUCGAAUCCAAGCACGGUUUGGAUUCGGGACCAAGAAAAGCCCACCAAAGAGACCCUCAAAGCCCAUUAACGAUCGUCCACUGUGGUACCCAGGAGCUAAAGCUCCAGAAUGGUUAGAUGGGAGCUUGGUUGGUGAUUAUGGGUUCGACCCAUUUGGGCUUGGCAAGCCAGCUGAGUACUUGCAAUAUGAAUUGGACUCGUUGGACCAGAACUUGGCUAAGAAUUUGGCUGGUGAGAUUAUUGGGACAAGGUCUGAGAUCGAAGACGUGAAGUCCACACCGUUUCAGCCAUACAGUGAGGUGUUUGGGCUGCAAAGGUUUAGGGAGUGUGAGCUCAUUCAUGGAAGGUGGGCUAUGUUGGCUACUCUUGGUGCUCUCACUGUUGAGUGGCUCACUGGAGUUACCUGGCAAGAUGCUGGAAAGGUGGAGCUGAUUGAAGGUUCAUCUUACCUUGGCCAACCACUUCCAUUUUCCAUAACCACAUUGAUAUGGAUUGAGGUUCUAGUCAUUGGAUACAUCGAGUUCCAAAGGAAUGGAGAGUUGGACCCUGAAAAGAGACUUUACCCUGGUGGAAAGUACUUUGAUCCUCUUGGCUUAGCCUCUGACCCAGAAAAGAAAGCCACUCUUCAAUUGGCAGAGAUCAAGCAUGCCCGUUUGGCCAUGGUUGCAUUCCUUGGCUUUGCUGUCCAAGCUGCUGUCACUGGAAAAGGUCCUCUCAACAAUUGGGCUACCCAUUUGAGUGACCCUCUCCACACUACCAUUAUUGAUGCAUUUACCUCCUCUUAAGUACCUAGUCUUACAAGUUACACCCUGCUUUCCUUGGACUGUAAACGUUUUACUUAGCUGAACUAUGAUUUGUACUUUAUGUUGUAAAAAUUUUAAGUGACAUUUAAUAGGCUAAGCAGAAUGUGUUAUUUCCAACAUGCGGUGUGAUCAUGUCAACAUGGAUAUAGAGCUUUGAAAUUAGAGCAGAAGACACCCACCCUUCCUCUCCACUUUCUUUGGCGAUCACACCAAUCAUGUGAGUUAGAUUGGGAGCUUGUUAUGUUGGUGUACCAAUGAAAAUCGU
Messenger RNA from Quercus lobata, 1393 nucleotides. RefSeq names its product light harvesting complex photosystem II (gene LHCB4.1). NCBI's taxonomy places the organism in Eukaryota, Viridiplantae, Streptophyta, Magnoliopsida, Fagales, Fagaceae. The transcript has 2 exons. Gene Ontology annotation, cellular component: membrane. The record is from RefSeq and is a predicted model, not a curated record. Gene Ontology annotation, biological process: photosynthesis, light harvesting. The coding region runs from base 259 to 1110 and encodes 283 amino acids.